AUGACCAAUGAUAAACGGUGUGUAACCGCCAGACCCAUUGCCGCUGGCUCUUUCAAGCGACCCUCAGACUUGAACUGCAUCGAACCCGCUCCGACCCUCCCCAACAACUGUAUCGACAUGCAGAUGUGCGAUCAUGUCGUUGCUGCACGUCGAAGUGAUGAUGAAUUCACCCAAAGCCUCAAGAUAUGGUCUUCGUAUCUCGGUGCUGUGGUCGAGGUGGCCAAGAUGCUCAAAGCGGAUGCGGAAAACCAGGAUUUUGAUCAGGGAACAUCGUAG
Messenger RNA from Penicillium alfredii, 276 nucleotides. RefSeq lists its product as uncharacterized. The record is from RefSeq and is a predicted model, not a curated record. Lineage: Eukaryota; Fungi; Ascomycota; Eurotiomycetes; Eurotiales; Aspergillaceae. The coding region runs from base 1 to 276 and encodes 91 amino acids. The transcript is spliced from 2 exons.